Molecule: messenger RNA, 1559 nt
Organism: Musa acuminata subsp. malaccensis (wild Malaysian banana)
Lineage: Eukaryota; Viridiplantae; Streptophyta; Magnoliopsida; Zingiberales; Musaceae
Product: protein HEAT INTOLERANT 4
Biological process (GO): regulation of cellular response to heat
Source: RefSeq, a predicted model, not a curated record
UCCCCCCUUCAAAUUUGGGUUGAGGCCGCGUUCUCCCGACGCUCUCAGAUCCCUGACUUCGCCUUCCCUUCGAGCCCUAAUCUUGAUCCAAACCCUAGCUCCCGUGAUCGUAGAUGGGGAGGACCAUGGCGUCGAAGAAGAGGAAGGCUCCGGCAGCCGUCGCAAGAGAGGAAGAGGCCAGCACCAGCGGCGGUAGCAAGUCGCCGGAGGAGCUCCAGAAGGAGUCGAACAAGGGCGCCGCCAGAGGGAAGCGGGUCAAGGCGUCGAAGCCCAAGCCGGAGCCCGAGUACUUCCCUGAGAAACGGAACAUGGAAGAUCUUUGGCAAGCGGCUUUUCCAGUUGGGACUGAGUGGGAUAACAUGGAUAAAAUUGGUGAGAUAAAUUGGAGCUUUUCCAAUUUAGAGAAUGCGGUUGAGGAGGGAGGUGAGCUGCACGGGAAGACAGUUUACAUAUUUGGCAGCACCGAAGCUCAAAUGUUGGCUGUAAAUGGUGAAGAGAAAGUUGUGCUUAUCCCAGUUGUUGUGGCUGUGGUUUCUCCAAUUCCACCAUCUGAUAAAAUUGGUGUAAAAUCUGUCCAAAGGGAAAAAGAAGACAUAAUACCCAUGAAGGCAAUGAAAAUGGCAUGGGUUCCAUACAUUCCACUUGAAGAUCGUCAAAGUCAAGUUGAUAGGCUGAAGACUCAAAUAUUUACAAUUGGCUGCACACAGAGAAGAUCUGCGUUAAAACUUCUAAAAAUUGAGCGUGUCAAACAAUAUGACUAUUGUCUUCCUUACCUUCAGCCACUAAAAGCUGAUGAAGAUGAGGAUGAUACAGUUGUUAACAUAAUGUUUCCUUUAGAACCUCCGAUCGUCUGUGAUUUUGAUUGGGAAAUGGAUGAUCUUGAGGAAUUUACUGGUGAACUCAUUUCAGAGGAAACAUUACCCGAAGAUAAGAAAGAUGAGUUUAAGGAGUUUGUGAAGGAGCAAGUUAGAGAAAGGAGGAAAUUUCAGCGAGAGGCAAAGGAAGCCAGGAAAAAAACUAUAGAAGAUAUGGAUCCGGAGACAAGAUCUGCUUUUGAUAAUAUGAAGUUGUAUAAGUUUUACCCUGAUCAAACAUCAGACAUACCUGACAUUAGCAAAGUAAAGGUAUCAUAUAUAAACAGGUACUAUGGAAAAGCUCAUUUUCUGAGGUAGAUUCAGUCUUCGGUCUCUGCAAUGGUGAGCUCAACUGUCAGACUUCACCAAGCAACACAAAAUUGGAAGAACCUGCUUCAGACUGUCAGAGGCCUUGUUGUAUAUGUUAUUUUGUCAAAUUUUUUGCGUUUCUCAUGAAAACUUAGUGUUCUAAGUGAAGAUGCACUAUAUGUCAAGGAUCUUAGUUGAGAUUUUGCUUAGUUUCCAUCCGUUAUGUUCCGAAAUCAACUUAGCAUACAGUUGGUAGACAGAAAAUUGUAUUAUUGUUGGGUAGGGAAGCCAAAAGAAACUUGUCAUUCGGCAAGGGGACAAAAAUGUCCCCAUUUACAUUCUUGUUAACAAAUGCUUAAUUUAUUUCUACCAUCUCUUAAUCAAAUGGCUGUUACC